GCCCACGGGAGGAGACUAUGUUGAGGCACAACACUCGGGCGCAUCUGUGUGGUAUGCAACGAUGCGCGAAAACAGGACGAUACAGUUGGUCGGAGCGUCCCCUCUCCGGGUCACAGUUAGCUGCUGCUGCCGCUGCGGCCAAAUAAUUUGACACAAAACUAGAUCUUGCCGUCUUUGGAUUAGGACCUCGUUCAUUGGAAAUCGGUCAGUGUGGGAUUAUGUGACCGAUUUCCUUCCCCCACUACUGCAGGAUCGCUGUGAUUGUUCCGCCCAGGCACCUUCACGCCCCAACUGCCUUACGAGGUCGCCAGCGACUCACGAUUUCGCCUUUAGUAAGGCUUUACUUUAGUUGGGUGAGCCUCGAUGAGAUCUCCUGUGCUAAACACGGGAGUCUCAUUCCAUUCGGAUGCCAGCGAGUGGCGUUUGGUAGAUCAGGCGUGACAGCUGCUCGCAAGACUCUUGCUCAAUCGGCGUCUACCUGAUCUAGCAGGUUAGGUCCUGAAGCAGAUCGUUCACUAUGUUCAUUACGAUAUCGUGCAGCGCUGUCCACAGCUAGAAUCACAGGAUAGUCAUAGUUGUAGCUACCAACUACAAAAGUAGUACUUCAUUCAUCCGCCGCUGUUGAACACCCCCGUUCGGUAACUCAACAACCAGCAAGCAGCCUGGUUCUGCCCUGGCUUCCAGCUCUGCAUUUCAACGGCACGGCGAAAAUUCAAACUUUGCUCCCCGUACACCGUACAAAGACCAAAGAACGCUUCAGUGCAGUGCACGACCUUUGUAAUUCAACAUCUGUGGGAUUUUUGUGGAGUGUUUGGUGACAAAGAGCCUUCGCUGAGGGCAAAUCAUCUCCAUUGCUGCUACACCACAGGUAUCACUGCGGUCAAGACCAUGUCGGAAGAGGGCACGGGAAAGAAUGGCAGUGAUAACCCUGCAGUUUCACAGCCAGCUCCUCAGGAAGAGAAUGCAAUGGCAGCAGACGCAGGUGAUAAGCCAGUCGUAGCCGACGAGAAGACCACUGACGUUGCUGCGGAGAGUGGAGCUGCGGAGAACAGUGCUACAGUGAAUGGCGUCGCAGAGAACGGUGCUUCAGCAACAGCAGAAGCUGAAAAAGCCACACCAGAAGAAAAUGGAACUGAAGAGACGGCUGCCAAGAAAGAGGAGGGAGUGGAAAGAAAGCCUUCUGAUUAUGUGCGCCAAUUUGCUGCACCCUCGGGAAACAUUACACUUGUGGAGGAGCCACUGAGCCUUCAAACCGAGGAUGACCCUCUGUAUGCAGAAGCUGCAGAGCUGAGGAAUUCAGCAAUUGUCAAGAGGCACAGAAGUGGAUUUCUGAAGUUGUCCAGUCGCUCUGCCUGCUUCACUGCCAAGGAGCUGGUGAGCUGGUUAGUGAGCUCAAGCAUUGCACAGAGCUAUGGAGAUGCUGUGGAGAAGUGCCAGAGCUGGGUAGACAAUUGCCUAAUUUGCCGUGUGGAUCAUGGCCCAGUGGUGUUCAAUCCCUUGAGUAGUGUACUAUGGAGGUUCAUAGCAGAUGUUGGACAUUCAUCAUGCUUCAUCCCUCAACCAGAGGUAACAUCGAAAAUAGUCUCAGCAGUCGACCUAGCCCAAGUUCAGGCCAAGAUUAUUGGGAAGCUAUUCAGCAAGUAUUUAAGUGCAGAUGGCUACCAGAUAUCCGUCAACUAUCGAGGCAUCGCGGACAGCGACGAGUUUGAUCUUUUCCGUCAGUCGGCAGCAGUCAUGAAGCGUGUAGAUAUGGUGUCCGAAUCUGCGCUUACUCGCUCGCAGCGCUUGGCGUUCUUCAUCAAUAUGUACAACAUGGUGUGCAUCGCUGCGAUGGUUCUUUCCGGACCUGCCUCUGGCAACAUUGGGCGGCUGAGUUUCUUCAGGAAGUCCACUUGCGCCGUAGGUGGUCACAUUCUCAGCAUGGAUGACAUCGAGAACGGUGUGUUGCGCGCCAACCGCAAAGGCGUUGUGGCGCUGAAGAAGCAGUUCUCCGACAGUGACGCUCGCUUGCCGCUGUCACUUGCCACACACGAGCCACGCAUUCACUUUGCGCUGGUGUGCGGUGCGCGCAGCUGCCCACCACUGCGUGCGUUCACCAUUGACGAUAUCGAGGCCGAGCUGGACGCAGCGGCGCGCGACUUCCUGGCGUCGGAGAACGUUGUGUACAGCGAAGAGCGCAACGAGCUGCGACUCAGCAAGAUCAUGUCUUGGUUUGGAGGAGACUUUGGCAACACCGUGCAAGAGCGCCUUCAGUAUUACGCUGACCACAUGGCGCCGGGCGAAAAGCAAGACCAACUGAAGAAAGCCUUAGAGAAUGGUGGCACACCGAAAAUCUCGUUCAUGAAGUAUGACUGGUCACUGAAUGACAACGGAGAUGGUGCUGGUCCCAUCAAGAAGAAGUCAUCGAAAACCAGUGUUUCAAAGAACGGAGAUGCGGCACAGGACACGGUCGCCACAGCCGAUGCAGUGUCCUCUGAACCCAAGGCGGAAGAGAAAGCGACCGGCGAGGCAGCAGCAACUCCUGCCGCUACCGCAGACACAAACGAAGGACCAGAAAACGCGGCGGAAGGCCAGGCUGAGAAAGAGGUGCAGCCUGCUGAUGCGGCUGCUCAGGCAGCAGAUGGUGAUGUAUCCAAGGAAGUACCUGCAGCAGAUGUAGCAGAUGGACCCGAUACUAGUGUCAAUGCUGAGGCGAACAACACAAGUACUGCUGCUGCAGAUGAGAAGGAAGAUCCAGCCACAGAAUCUAGCCAGCUGGAUGCCGAUGCACCAAAAGAGCCCGAGGAAUCAACUGCGCCUGGGUCUUCCACUAGUGAUGCUCCUGCUGAUCCCCCAGCUGCAGAGGCAGCAUCAACAGAGGCGCCAUCGGCAGAGAAUUCGCCAGAUGUAGCUGAGAGUGCAGAGGACACAAAGGAAGCUGAAGCAGAGCCUGUACAGGAUGAAAGCAAGCCAGCGGUGGACAGUACUGCUGCUGCGGAGGAGCUGCAAGAAGUCAAUGCAGCACCUUCGCCUGGUGCGUCAGAAGCUGCUGUAUCGGAAACCGCUGAUCCUCCAGCAUCUGCAACACCCGAUGCCGCUACCUCUGAGACCGCUGAUCCUGCAACAUCUACAACCCCUGAUGUCGCUACCUCUGAGACUGCUGAUCCUCCAGCAUCCGCCUCACCAGAUUCUUCAGCACCGGAGAAUGCUGAUCCGUCAGUCUCUGCUGUGCCUGACGCAGAGGGCUCACCUGAUGUGAACACAGCAGAGCCGGAGAGCAAUGCUGCCGCAGAGCCAGAAACCAAUGCUGCCGCAGCAGAACCAGAAACCGAUGCUGCCGCAGCAGAGCCAGAAACCGAUGCUGCCGCAGCAGAACCAGAAACCGAUGCUGCCGAAGCAGAGCCAGAAAGCACUGCUUGUGAAGAUGCUGGAGCUGAGCCAGUGGCGGCGGCUGAUGGUGAGGCAGACUCGGCCAAAACACCCGAUGAGCCAACAGAUACACCUGCCGAAUCUUGAAAUCGGUGUGAGUCACUCUAGUCCAUUGUAGCGAGAGCCUCCACUCAAUGAAAACAGCAGAACACGGAUACUCCUCUGUGUAGAUUUGCGGAUAGGUCAAGACGGAGAUAGACGCUCACAACACUACUGCCAUUGCAGUGUUAUUAUGUAACAUGCCUCAUGUACUUAUGGCAGUGUACUAUCUGUACUCAUGCUAGCUCUAGUGGCAUUACGAAUACAGAUAGGCGGACACCUCCCUUGCUAUCCCUCGCCGAGUACUUUCUCCCAUGCACUACACGUGGACAUAUGACUGACAGCACCAACCUGUUUUGUCACCGCCGAUCUCGCGCACUUGCCUUGAUCCCGACGUAUUCAGAUUUUUACUCCGGCUUUCAUCUUCAUGCUGGCGCACUGCGGGCCACUUGUACUCUAGAGGCCCCCGUACCUUCCCCUAUUGUCACGGCCCGUUAUUUUGUCACUGCUUCCGUAGGUCAUUUCCCUGGAUGACUUACUCAGUGUACCUACCAGUAUCAGCAUGCUGUCGUGAAAUGCUGCAGGUUUCGUUUCCCUUUCUUUUUUUAUGUUCUCUUGUACAUUGUAAGUACAUACACGUAGUUCAUGGCAAAGCAACAUCAAAUAGAGUGCAAUCUCCUGUGUAGUUUGCAUGGAACGGAAUUGUAACUGAAUUCAUUCACAGAAUCCCAUAUCUCAACACCUUUGUAGUAGUCCAUGUGACGUUGUUUCCUUUUAUGUUUCUUGUUUUUUUUUAUGUUCAUGAAACUCAAUGUUAUUGUAACACUUUUGGACCUAGUAGUGUAAGGUCUGCUUAUUUUUGUCUACGAGAUCUUGGCUUUUUCGGCUUUGGGCUGUCACCAGAUGCCUACGAACGCACAGUGGUGUUACGGGUCAUUGCGCUGCGCUGA
Messenger RNA from Sycon ciliatum, 4397 nucleotides. Its product is annotated as microtubule-associated protein 1B-like. The coding region runs from base 889 to 3495 and encodes 868 amino acids. The record is from RefSeq and is a predicted model, not a curated record. The transcript has a single exon. Lineage: Eukaryota; Metazoa; Porifera; Calcarea; Leucosolenida; Sycettidae.